This is a messenger RNA of Synchiropus splendidus (mandarinfish), 1810 nucleotides long. RefSeq names its product prenyl (decaprenyl) diphosphate synthase, subunit 1 (gene pdss1). The record is from RefSeq and is a predicted model, not a curated record. Gene Ontology annotation, molecular function: prenyltransferase activity. Gene Ontology annotation, cellular component: transferase complex; mitochondrion. Lineage: Eukaryota; Metazoa; Chordata; Actinopteri; Syngnathiformes; Callionymidae. Bases 33 to 1367 code for a protein of 444 amino acids. The transcript has 10 exons. Gene Ontology annotation, biological process: isoprenoid biosynthetic process; ubiquinone biosynthetic process.
GUUCCGGCCGAAUAUAUAACCGGUCCCGGCGCAUGUUCUCGGGGAACAUGGCGGGCCCGUGUUGGAGGCAGUGCCGGCGGUGGAGAGCCAACUCUCCGAGCCUUAGUUUACUUGAAAAUGCGUGGCAUUGCAGCGGGAGGUCCGUGUCGAACUCAGCGUCCACGCGCGGCCGCUUGUCGUGGAGCACCAGGCCGGCGAACGAGGUGUCUCCGUCAAAGCGACCGUCUCAUACAAGCCUCAGAACGAUCAACUUUACCUCAACACGGCACAGCACGAGGUUGCUGGUUCCAGCGCUACAGUCCUGCAGCUGCCGAAAGACGCACAGCGACGCCAAGCUGACAGACCCGUUUACUUUAGCGCAGAAAGACUUAACAAGUUUAUAUGACGACAUUAAAAAGGAACUUUUUGUGUCCAAAGAGGAGCUCAAGUAUCUGUGCGACUACUACUUUGAUGGCAAAGGAAAAGCCAUCCGACCCAUGAUCGUGGUUCUGAUGGCCCGAGCGCUCAACAUCCACAGCAACAGAUCCGGUGAUCUGUUGCCGGGUCAGAGGGCGAUCGCUAUGAUCUCAGAGAUGAUCCACACCGCCAGCCUGGUGCACGACGACGUCAUCGACGGGUCUAACAAGAGACGGGGGAAGAGGACCAUCAAUGAAGUUUGGGGAGAGAGGAAGGUGCGCCCCCUGGUGGCAGGACUCCAGGCUGCAGCUCACGCUCCAUGUCUCUCACAGGCCAUCCUCGCCGGAGACUUCAUCCUGUCGGCCGCCUCCGUGGCGCUGGCUCGCAUCGGGAACAUCACGGUGGUCAAGGUCCUGUCUCAGGUGGUGGAAGACCUGGUGCGAGGUGAGUUCAUGCAGCUGGGCGCCAAGGAAAACGAGAACGAGCGCUUCAAACAUUACCUGGAGAAGACCUUCAAGAAGACGGCCAGUCUGAUCGCCAACAGUUGUAAAGCAGUGUCCAUCCUGGUCAACUCUGAUCCCGAGGUGCACGAGAUCGCCUUUCAGUACGGGAGGAACGUCGGCAUCGCCUUCCAGCUGGUGGACGACGUGCUGGACUUCACCACCGGAGCCAGUCAGCUGGGCAAGCCGGCGGCAGCAGACCUCAAGCUGGGCUUAGCCACCGGGCCGGUUCUCUUCGCUUGUCAGCAGUUCCCUGAGCUCCACGCGAUGAUCAUGAGGCGCUUCAGCUCCAAGGGAGAUGUGGACCGAGCCUGGCAGUACGUCCUGCAGAGUGAUGGCGUGCAGCAGACCAGCUACCUGGCGCAGCGCUACUGCCAGGAGGCCAUCAGACAGAUCAGUCGCCUGCGGCCGUCGGCGGAGAGAGACGCCCUCAUCAGGCUGACCGAGAUGGUGCUGACCAGAGACAAGUGACCUCGGCCGCGACCUUCUCUUCAGGCAGCUACCUGCGCAGGGCGACCCCUGCUGUCGGGCGCGAGAAAUGCAGCCGCCCUGGACUGGACUGCUUUCACCCCCAGAGCGAUAUUUAUAAUCAGAACAGGAGGAAUCACGAAUGAAAGAAUCUCAGUACUGUAACUGUCACGGCGACGUCUGUAACCUUGUACUCGCCGAGUCUUUUAUUUCACGUGUGUGUCGUCUGUCUGCAUCCGUCCACACCGUCACAAGCCAAACUGUCUUCAUGGACAACGCUCAACAGCCUUAACGUCUGCAACCACUCGGCUCAAUAAACCCAGUUUUUUUAUUCUAAUCCUCUGCUGUGUACAUUUAUCCCCAAUAAAGGUGAGGACAAUAGAGCCAGUCAGUACAGUCGGGACGUGUCCUGGAUGGAGGAGCAUGGGAGGAACCCUUGGUCCAGA